This is a messenger RNA of Epithele typhae, 1458 nucleotides long. RefSeq names its product MFS general substrate transporter. Bases 1 to 1458 code for a protein of 485 amino acids. NCBI's taxonomy places the organism in Eukaryota, Fungi, Basidiomycota, Agaricomycetes, Polyporales, Epitheliaceae. The transcript has 10 exons. Gene Ontology annotation, molecular function: transmembrane transporter activity. Gene Ontology annotation, cellular component: membrane. Gene Ontology annotation, biological process: transmembrane transport. The record is from RefSeq and is a predicted model, not a curated record.
AUGUCGACGAUGCACGACGAGGAGAAGGCCGCCCGCCCGCCGUCCACUGCGUCGGUCUCGGACGAGAAGGCUCAGGCCGCGGAGGUGAACGAGACCGAGCACGCGCCGUACAACGCGCACGUCGACACCAGCGGCCUGUACCACUUGGAGAAGGACUUGGGCAUCAGUGACCCCCAGUACCUCAUCUCGCUCACCAUUUUCUUCUUCUCGUACGCGAUCUUCGAGGUGCCGUCCAAUGUGUUCCUCAAACGCCUCCGUCCCUCCAUCUGGCUCUCGCUGCUCAUGUUCUGCUGGGGCAUCAUGAUGACCGUCCAGGGCUUGGUACACAACUACGGUGGUCUCCUGGGCAUGCGAUGGCUGCUCGGCAUGUUCGAAGCCGGCCUCUUCCCGGGCGUCAACUACUACCUCUCCUGCUGGUACAAGCGCUCCGAGUUCGGCAUCCGCGCUGCCGUCUUCUUCUCUGCCGCCACCGUCUCCGGCGCGUUCGGUGGCCUUCUCGCGGCCGCGAUCUCGAACAUGGACGGCGUCGGCGGCAAGCCCGCCUGGGCGUGGAUCUUCAUCCUCGAGGGCCUCAUCACCGUCGUCGCCGGCGCCGCCUCCUUCUGGAUCAUCCAGGACUUCCCCGACACCGCCAAGUUCCUCACCGAGCAGGAGCGCACCUUCGUCAUCCGCCGCCUCCAGGCGGACAGCCAGCACAGCGCCGCGGGCGAGGAGCUCCGCUGGCGCUACAUCUGGAAGAGCCUGGUCGACUGGAAGACGUGGGUCGGGAUGUUCCUGUACAUGGGCGCGGACGGCCCGCUCUACGCGUUCUCGCUCUUCCUGCCCAGCAUCAUCAAGGAACUCGGCUAUACCGCCACCCCCGCGAACCUGCUCUCCGUGCCGGUGUACGCCGUCGCGUGCAUCGCGACCUGCGCGGUCGGGUACAUCACCGACCGGUACGGGAACCGCGGGUACUGGACCAUGGGCUCGAUGUGCGUCGGGCUCGCGGGGUACAUCAUCCUGAUCGCGUCGCGGAACGCGGCGCUCUCGUACGUCGCCGUCUACCUCGCCGCGAUCGGCAUCUACCCGAACAUCCCGAACAUCAUCGCCUGGGUGUCGAACAACGUCGAGGGCUCGUACAAGCGCUCGGUCUCGCUCGCCAUGGUCAUUUCCUGGGGCAACAUCAACGGCGCUGUCUCGUCCAACGUCUACCGCGCACGCGACGCGCCCUGGUACACGCUCGGGCACGGCAUCGUGCUCAUGUACAUCGCGAUCGGCCUCCUCAUGGCGCUCGUCUACCGUAUCGCGCUCGCGCGGGAGAACCCGCGGCGCGACCGCGGCGAGCGCGACGAGCACGUGCGCGGCCUCAACGACGACCGCGAGGUGGAGCUCGCGGCGCGCAACGGGUCGUACGCGUCCGUCGCGGACGCGAAACGCGACAAGGGCGACGAGUGGAGCGGGUACCGCUACACGCUCUAG